GCCACUCUGAGAGAAUAUGUAAAGAAGAACGCUCCACGGACCAAUCAGAGUGGAGUGUUCAAUCACGCCACCAGGUGGGCGACCAAUAGGAAUGCAGUGGGUUCUAUAAAAGCCGAGCCCACAGGGCACCUUUCACAUUCGAGGAGCAGAGAAGAAAGGAGCUUCGAGACUAUGGCACGCACCAAGCAGACAGCGCGGAAGUCGACUGGAGGCAAGGCUCCAAGGAAGCAGCUGGCCACGAAGGUGGCUCGGAAGAGUGCACCGGCUACUGGCGGUGUUAAGAAGCCGCAUCGCUACCACCCAGGCACGGUGGCGCUGCGUGAGAUCCGCCGCUACCAGAAGUCCACUGAGCUGCUGAUUCGCAGGCUGCCGUUCCAGCGCCUGGUGCGUGAGAUCGCCCAGGAUUUCAAGACUGACCUGCGCUUCCAGAGCUCGGCGGUGAUGGCGCUGCAGGAGGCCUGCGAAGCCUAUCUCGUGGGGCUAUUCGAAGACACCAACCUGUGUGCCAUCCACGCCAAGCGGGUGACCAUCAUGCCGAAAGACAUCCAGCUGGCUCGUCGUAUUCGCGGAGAGCGGGUUUAGACGCCACAGGCUCCUCAUCUUUGCAAGACCUUCAUUCAACCCAAAGGCUCUUUUCAGAGCCACCCACCAAGUCUGAGAAAGUGGUUGUAACCUUGUAGAUAUGAUCCUAUCCUCUUUGCAGAGAUCCGAACAAGCUGGCUGGAAGUCCAGUGCUGCGGACCCAUGCCUGUUUAAGCUGUUUGGUCCGCAAUUCCCUCCUGACUUACGUAGGUCUCGCCUGAACCUCUAACAAGGUUGUAGUGCUGACGCCCUACCUGGGAAAGAGUCCAACUUGCACAGGCGGCAAAUACACUGCCACAACUAUGGUGUGUGUUUGCAUGGUGUGCCAGCUUGAAGUCCUCCAGCUAACUCCCAUUACAAGUCCCGGAAAUCUUGCACUUUGGUCUAAAAGACUGACCAAAGUGCAAGUUUUUCGUGUGUUAAAAGCCUUUCUCCUACGAUGGAAAAGCACAGUGAGCUGUAUUAAACGCU
Mesocricetus auratus (golden hamster) is the source of this 1053-nucleotide messenger RNA. RefSeq names its product histone H3.1 (gene H3-4). Gene Ontology annotation, molecular function: DNA binding; protein heterodimerization activity; structural constituent of chromatin. The transcript has a single exon. The coding region runs from base 172 to 582 and encodes 136 amino acids. NCBI's taxonomy places the organism in Eukaryota, Metazoa, Chordata, Mammalia, Rodentia, Cricetidae. The record is from RefSeq and is a predicted model, not a curated record. Gene Ontology annotation, cellular component: nucleosome.